Messenger RNA from Talaromyces stipitatus ATCC 10500, 465 nucleotides. RefSeq lists its product as uncharacterized. The transcript is spliced from 3 exons. Lineage: Eukaryota; Fungi; Ascomycota; Eurotiomycetes; Eurotiales; Trichocomaceae. Bases 1 to 465 code for a protein of 154 amino acids. The record is from RefSeq and is a predicted model, not a curated record.
AUGGCUUGUGGUUGGUAUUACGAUUCGGACAACUCAAACAAAGAAGGAAGCUCAAACGAGGCAGAACCCUCUGAUACUGAUCUGACAGAGCCAGAAGAUGGAUUUGCUUCAGAGGUAGAUCAAACAGACUCUGGUGCCGAAGACUCGGAUAGUACGAUGGCAAACUCUUCUAAUACUGAAGAGUCUGGGACUCUCUCGCAUCAAGUUCUCAGCAUUAAAAAACUCGCCAUUUCCAAAAAUCAGCGCUAUGAAGGCCCAGGCGACAAUCCCACCCAAAACCUCUCCGAUAUUGAUCCGGAUUUUAACAUGUCUGGCAACACUAAGAAACUACGAUCACGAGUGAUUGAUCGUUGGCAUUGUGAAAGUCAGAGAGAAGUGUCACCGCUUGAACUGGAGCAAACCGGAGGCCGCACUCCAAAGGGCAUCUGCGGAUUGGCUAUAUCGCUUUCUACAUUGGUGCUGUAG